This is a messenger RNA of Jaculus jaculus (lesser Egyptian jerboa), 1386 nucleotides long. Its product is annotated as coiled-coil domain-containing protein 121-like. Bases 1 to 1386 code for a protein of 461 amino acids. The record is from RefSeq and is a predicted model, not a curated record. NCBI's taxonomy places the organism in Eukaryota, Metazoa, Chordata, Mammalia, Rodentia, Dipodidae. The transcript has 2 exons.
AUGGGGCCCCACAUAGUUCGGGAUCGAGCUCUAAGGCGGCCCACACCGCCAGAUGCAAGAGUGCCCAUGACAACGGAGGAGUCACCGCGGGGAAGGAGCAGGCACUUCAGCGAGACUCUCCAGUCAGCAGGGGAAGAGGCUGCUGGGCCAAGCAUGCCACCGGAUGGCACAUCUCUGAGAGCCCAGGAGCAUGCACUAAUCAAGAAACCCUUGGCCAAGAAGAAGGCCAUGUGUGACUUCCGGGUGAGGUGGCCAGAAGUGAUUGACCAGGAGAAGAGGAAAGUACGUGAGAUCUUCGAGGUGCGCAGUCUUAGCAGCGUAGGCUCCUCGACCUCCAGACUGGACCUCAGCUUCACGGACUUACAGAGCUGUCCCAGUGAGUACCAGGCCUCCCAGGGUGACGAAACGGCCACCCAGCCUGACCUGAAGUCUCCUUACAUGACCAUCCUAGAAAGCUACCUGAAGUCAGAAACACUGACACGGAGGGAGAGGAGGAUGAAGAGGAGGACGGUGGCAAAACUGAGUCAGCUGGAGGAGGACAAGGAAGCAGCCAGGAGGCGACAGAAGGAGCAGCUGGAGAAGAGCCGGGCGCUGCAGGAGGAGCUGGCCCACCAAAAGGCCUCCAGCAAGCCCUUCCUGGAGCUCCUGCAGCAAAAAAAUGAUGAGUUUGAGAGGAAGCACGAUGACCUGUGGAAUCAGUACAUCCAGGAGUGCCGGAACAUCCAGAAGAGGAGGAAAGAACUGGCGGUCGCCUACGCCUCACAGUUGGUCACCCUCCACAAGCAGCUGAUGGAGGGCAGGAAGACCCAGGCCAGCCUGAACAAGAAGCUGAUCGCCCUAAAGCCCAUCGCCCUCAUAAAGGAGGGCCAGGACAAGACCAUCCAGGCCUUGCAGGAGGAGAUAGAGAGACUGGCCCAGGAAACCUUGAAGGACCCGGAGGCCCACUUCAAGUUCCUGCAGGAGAAGGCUGCACUGGAGAAGCAGCUGGAAGAAAUGAACCGGCUGGAGUCGGGAGAGGACAUCACCUGGGAGCUGAAGAAGAGGGCCAGGGCCUUCGAGAGAGCCGCCAGGAAAGGUCAUCAGGACUUCUGUCAGAACAUCCGCCAAGAGAACCGGCAGCUUCAGGAGGACUUGUGGCAGAUGGACCGAGAGUGGCGCAAGCUGGAGGCCACCAAGGAACGGCUGGAGAAGCAGAAGCAGUGGUGUAAGGAGGAGCAGUGGUACCUGGAAGCCUUGACCAGGGGGAGACGACGCCUCCAGGAGCAAGGAGAGAGCAGCAGACAGAGCCCCAGACAACACAGCGGACCAGACACCACCCAGGACAGCUCCCUUGGCGCCGAGGCUAGAGCGAAUCCAGGGCACUGGCUGCUCUCUCUGAGGAAGUGA